AUGGACUCCAAGCGCAAGCGGCUGUCCUACGCAUGCAACCACUGCCGGGUGAAAAAGACACGAUGCGACGAGCAGCAGCCCUCGUGUCGCAACUGCCGCAUCGCCGGGGUGCAAUGCAUCACCACCGACAAGAGACGCGCUGGUGCAGUCGUGACGCAUCGCCGGCGGUCUAUAGCAGACACACCAGAGUCACAACCACACAUACAGACACUUAACACCCCAGUGUCAGCUUCGCCACCCUCAACCAGCCACGGUCGCUCCGCGCAAUGCUGGGACCGGUCAGGCUGGCGCAGUGGACGGCUCCCCAUGAUGCCCCGGUUCGUCGGGGGAUGCAUGUUCGAGAUCAUGACCGAGUGGCUGGAUCUGGCUUUCUAUCGACUGCGCAUUCCUGCUCCUUAUCCAGCGUUGCCUUCAAUGAGGGCCAGCUCGCAGUCAGGGCCCGCUCCUGCACCAGCCCUGCCCCCACCAGCCGAGAUGCAGACUCUCGGACAGACCUUCAGACAAACAGUCUGCUCUAUACUCCCCUUUCUCUCUGAUGCUCAGAUCAGCCGGAUCUGCGAUUCCCCUGCUGAGUGUCCCUCCGAUGAAGCACUAGCCUACCUCAUCGCGAGUGUCGGCAUGACAGACCAGACCAGGAAAUCCUCAUACAUCAACCACUGCAACACGCUCCUCGGGCACAUCGUCGCAGAACGAACCCUCCAUUCCAUCCAAGCCAUCCUCCUCUUCUCCAUCGUCCUCCGAAGCAGCGACCAAAUCACCUGGGCCUGGGACAUUCUCGCCCUCGGUAUUUCCGUCGCCCAAUCCAUCGGACUCAACCACCCAGCCGGAGAGCAACCAAAUCAUGAAAGAUCCAAUACAUGGUGGUGCAUCUACGUGUUCGAAAAGAUCCUGACUUUUGAAACCGGGCGCGCGUCCUCGAUCUCGGACCGCGUUCUCUCCCGUUCUUCCACUGCAUCAAGCGACAUGCAUACCCCGACUUCAGCAGAGAAGUAUAAAUGGGCGUGUAUCAGUCUCGCGAAUACACUACACGAAAUGCAGGACCGCGCAGCCGGCACCUGGCGGCGCGAGGAGUGGCUCCCGCAGACCGUCGACGAGGCAAUCGAGGAGAAGGUCCGGACGGGGGGUGAACUGGCCAUGUUGCUGGAUCGGUGGUGGAGGGGGAUACCUGAGUUGAAGCCUGGGCCAGCUAUAUCAGAUCCGGCCUCGCAGCAAUCUGCAUUCCUGUCUUUCUACUACAACUACGCCCUCAUCCUUCUCAACCGCAGCGUCCUCCUCAUCGAACCCUCCGAAAUCCACGACGUAAUCGAGCGCUACGGCACCGGGAAGCCGUGGAAGGCGCGCAUCGCCAACGGGGCGAGUAUCUGCGUCGAGGCCGCGCGCGAGAUGAUCAAACUGACCGUUGCUAUGGUCGAUUCGGGCCUUCCGUCGUAUUUAAAUACGCUGACUUCGCCAUUGCCCGCGGUGUAUGUCCUCGCUGUGCAUAUUCUGCGCGAACGGCGGUCACUUCUGGUGAGGGCUGAUUUUGAACUCAUGAAAGCUGGAAUUGCAGUGAUCAGACAGCAGUAUACACGGCUGGAGGACGGGCAAAGAGUGGACGGUGUCUUGUCAGCGCUGGAGGGAUACGCCGAGGAGUGUCUACAGGGCCAGGUACCGCUGCCAUUCGGAGCCAGCAACUCGCUGUCUUUUAUGGAACCGAUGCUGAAUACCUGGGGUCCAUCAGCACUAGAUUGGGCAGGGUGGGACUGGAAUGAUCUAAGCCAUUUGUUUGAGAGUAGCGAGUAG
Aspergillus puulaauensis is the source of this 1782-nucleotide messenger RNA. RefSeq lists its product as uncharacterized. Bases 1 to 1782 code for a protein of 593 amino acids. The transcript has 4 exons. Gene Ontology annotation, biological process: DNA-templated transcription; regulation of DNA-templated transcription. The record is from RefSeq and is a predicted model, not a curated record. Gene Ontology annotation, molecular function: zinc ion binding; DNA-binding transcription factor activity, RNA polymerase II-specific; DNA binding. NCBI's taxonomy places the organism in Eukaryota, Fungi, Ascomycota, Eurotiomycetes, Eurotiales, Aspergillaceae.